AUAGAAAAGUAUCAAAGUAAAUCGCUAUGGAAGACGAAAUUAGCCCCAAAGUAAUCAAAAAGACACAGGACCUUUUGGGAUCAGUGAUAAAGAAGCCACCCCUGCAAGAGAAACUGCUCAAGAAACCGCCGUUUCGGUUUCUGCACGACAUUAUCCACAAUGUCAUCAAAACGUCGAAAUUUCUCGAUGGCUUGUACACUCCGGAGGAGCUUACGUCGGAAAACAUUAAGGACAAGGAAAGCAAGGUAGUAUUUUUGCAAAAGGCCAUUGAUGUCGUGAUCAUGGUCACUGGAACACACCUUACGGUGCGACCAUCCAAGAUUGUAUCCGGACACGAGGCAGAAAAGACCAACGAGUUCCUUCAACUGCUGGCAAAGGCAGCUUCGAAAAAGCUUGAUUCGAACGAAGCUGUGAAGAGGGUUCUUGCCGGUGAAAAACCAGCCAUUCCAACCAAACCAGACAAAAAGGAUGGUGGCGCCAAAAAGAAAGAGUCUACUAAAACAUCGAAGAAACCAGCAACAGAGUCAGACAACAGCCGAUCCAGAUCCAGAAAGGCAACGGAUGCUGAAAAUGGCGAGGAAAAGAAAUCAACGUCCCUGGCCCCGGUGAAAGAAAAAUCCUCGUCCGUCAGGUCAAACAGCAAAUCAAGGCUAGGAAAGACAAAGACCAGCUUGGAACACAAGACCAAGACAAACAAGGAUCCAGACAAGAACGCAGCCUCGAGCAGCACGACGGCGGCAGAGGAAAGCCACGAGGUCGUGGCCCAGGACACUCCCGAGCGACCGAAAACCAGUACGAAAAAGAGAGCGGCAAAGGACGCGCCGGUUAAUGCGACUGCGACAGCCGACGUCAUAUCUUCAGAAAAGCAGAAUGGGAUAGGCAAUGUGGAGGAGCCUUCAAUACAGCAGGCAAGAACAGAAUAUGAAAUGCAAGCACCCAAUGACAUCAAGAGGCCACGAAGCACCAAGCGAUCGUCGAAACAGGAGCUCCAAACCACCAAAGACGAGAGCAGGGACAUGAGCAAUGGCUCAAACAUGGUUGCCCAACCUGAUCCUGAGAUCCUGCUGCCACCAGAACAAAAUUACACAGCGGAGCAACCAACACAUGACCAAGAGCUGGAGAGGCCACCAACUCGGUCCUCACUGAGGUCUUCGAGGCCUCGAAGUUCCAGACCAGCUGCGCCGAGGAUUCGGAAGAAAGAGGACGCACCCGCAGAAAGUGCAGCGGCCCCAAGGGCAGCCACGGCCAAGUCUGUGGAGAAUGUCAUCCUGGAUGGCAAUGCCCCCGAGAACGAAGAGGACAAGGAGGAAGAGUUUGUGGUGGCCGAACCCCUGGUAGAGCCGGUCACUGUGAAGUUGGAACCGCCUACCCAGGAAGCGAUUCAAGAAUCUGAACAGGGAAGUCUGGUGAAGCAACUGCUUGAGACCAAGAAAGAGCUUGAGCAAGGGAGUCAACGACCAUCUACUGGUCUCAGUAUGACAGAGUCUGCGAGGUCCGCAGUGGCCACAAAGGUGCAGACACAGGACAAGACGGACGUCCUCCGCGGACACAUCCAGGCAGUGAGCCGCGGAGCGCUACCGCUGGGAAGGCUCCUUGACGUCCUCUCCGAGGACCUUGACUACAUGAACACAGAACUCAAGGCGUGGGCAGAAGAGCACGCCAAGAACCUCAAGGCCUUCACAGCCGAGCAGAGCAUGACAGAAUCGGUUCUGGAACCCCUGAGACAGACAUUGGAGGACCUGGACCGGCAAAUUGCCGACCAAAUGGAUGCCAUCUCAGCAACCAAGGCCAGCAUAUUCAGCAACGCCGAGCGACUGGAGAAGAUGCUAGCUGCGGCCAACAUUGGUCGCUAGCAGCCUUUAUUUUCUCCCAGACAUGAGAGAUGUGACGAGGCAUGCAACCAAAAUGUGUAUAACGCGUGUGGUAAUCGAUGAAAAGUCAGCAAACCAGGUUCACCACAAACCUUACACCUUGCGUUUUGUUUCUAGAUGUACUGUUUGUUGAAAUUCGCUUUCUCACCAACCCUCAUGCAUUUUGCCGACUUUGUCCAGCAGAAAAUUCAAGGAUUCUAUAAAUGCCGUGACUCGAUUUUGUGGAGACAGCCGACACCUUGGGCAGACCUUACAGUAAAAGUUUGCUUUUUCUUAUCAAUUUUCGAAGCAAUAGCCGGGUGAAAAGUGAAAAAAAAAAAAAACCUGGUGCCAGGCACGGUUACGACUGUGCAUAUUGAAACGCUGCAAUCCCAUAUAAAUACAUAUAUAUAGUCUGCCGUUAGAACUCCCCAAACAACACCGUGGGAGAGUGUUUUCUCGUGACAUUUGCUGGUGCUAAUGCAAUAUAUACAAAAUAAAAAGUGUGAAUGCUA
This is a messenger RNA of Ixodes scapularis (black-legged tick), 2365 nucleotides long. It is a transcript of the gene IFT54, whose product is annotated as TRAF3-interacting protein 1. Gene Ontology annotation, biological process: regulation of microtubule cytoskeleton organization; cilium assembly; intraciliary transport. Gene Ontology annotation, cellular component: intraciliary transport particle B; ciliary basal body; axoneme. The transcript has 15 exons. NCBI's taxonomy places the organism in Eukaryota, Metazoa, Arthropoda, Arachnida, Ixodida, Ixodidae. The record is from RefSeq and is a predicted model, not a curated record. Gene Ontology annotation, molecular function: microtubule binding. The coding region runs from base 27 to 1853 and encodes 608 amino acids.